Molecule: messenger RNA, 1666 nt
Organism: Amblyraja radiata (thorny skate)
Lineage: Eukaryota; Metazoa; Chordata; Chondrichthyes; Rajiformes; Rajidae
Product: E3 ubiquitin-protein ligase pellino homolog 1-like
Exons: 6
Coding region: 80-1555 (491 amino acids)
Biological process (GO): regulation of Toll signaling pathway; protein K63-linked ubiquitination
Molecular function (GO): ubiquitin protein ligase activity; protein binding
Source: RefSeq, a predicted model, not a curated record
GUCUGUGUGUACGUGUGUGUGUGUGUCUGUGUGUGUACGUGCAUGUGUGUGUGUACGUGUGUGCGUGUGCGUGUGUAGAAUGGUGCUGGAGAGCAGCAGUGUUGCAGUCACAGCCCAGUCCCUGGAUCUACACAGCAGCUGCGGCCGAUCGUGUCAGCUCCAGCCCACGCCCGAUGCCGUCGACCCCUCCCCGCCCAGCAAGGACGUCAAAUACGGAGAGGUCAUCGUGCUGGGGUACAACGGGUCGCUAGGCAACGGGGACAGAGGUCGACGGCGUAGCCGAUUAGCGCUGUACAAGAGGCCUAACGCCAACGGUGUCAAACCGGACCUGGUACACAUCACCUCGACGCCCCUGGUCACCAAGGCCUUGAGCAACAUGGGGCAUCACAGCGUGUCGUACACACUCUCCCGCAGCCAGUCCGUCAUCGUGGAGUACAGUCACGACAACAACACAGACAUGUUCCAGAUUGGCCGCUCCACGGAGACGCUGAUCGACUUUGUGGUGACGGACACGGCUCCCAGCUCGCCGGGUGGCGGUGGUGCGGUGGUCGGCGUAGGCUGCGGCGUUGGCUGCGGCGUUGACGGCAUUGGGGGCUGCGUGGGUGUCGGCUGCGGGGGCGUGGGCGGGGGCGUGGGCGUUGGUGGGGGUGUUGGCGGCGAGUCUCCGGCGCUGCAGAGCACCAUCUCCCGCUUCGCCUGCCGCAUCACCUGCCAGCGCUCGCAACCCCACACCGCCCGCGUCUACGCUGCCGGCUUCGACUCCUCCAACAACAUCUUCCUCGGGGAACGUGCGGCCAAGUGGCGGACCUCAGAUGGGCUGAUGGACGGUUUGACCACCAACGGGGUGCUGGUCAUGCACCCGGCUCACGGCUUCACCCACGACUCGACCCCCGGACCCUGGCGCGAGAUCUCCGUGUGCGGGAAGGUGUACGCUCUACGGGAAACUCGUUCCGCACAGCAGCGGGGAAAGCUGGUGGAGAAUGAGUCUAACGUUCUGCAGGACGGUUCUCUGAUCGACCUGUGCGGGGCGACGCUGCUUUGGAGGAGUCCGCAGGGCCUGGACCAGGCCCCUACGCUGAAGCAGCUGGAGUCGCUGCGGAGGGAGGUGAACGCAGCACGCCCGCAGUGCCCGGUGGGCCUGAGCACGCUGGCCUUCCCCAGCCUGGCCCGGCGCGAGGGGGUGGACAAGCAGCAGCCCUGGGUGUACAUGAGCUGUGGCCACGUGCACGGCUACCACGACUGGGGCUGCCGCAAGGAGUGCGGAGAGAGGGGCGGGGGCCCGGAGGAGAGGGAGUGCCCCCUCUGCCGGCGAGUGGGGCCCUACGUCCCACUGUGGAUGGGCAGCGAGGCGGCCUCCUACCUAGACGCCGGCCCCCCCACCCACGCCUUCUGCCCCUGCGGCCACGUCUGCUCCGCCAAGACUGUGAAGUAUUGGUCGCGGGUCCCUCUGCCACACGGAACCCACGCCUUCCACGCAGCCUGCCCGUUCUGUGCCACCUGGCUGACCGGGGACAAGGGCCACGUCCGCCUCAUCUACCAGGGCCCGCUCGACUGAACUCUGACCUCCAACCUCCCAGCUUGACCCCCUCCACCCCCUAGAGGACUGUAGUUAUGCAAAAAAACCCCUGUCGUUUUUUUUUAAAGAAAUAAAAUGAAAAGAAGUAAA